This is a messenger RNA of Lichtheimia ornata, 1671 nucleotides long. RefSeq lists its product as uncharacterized. The record is from RefSeq and is a predicted model, not a curated record. Lineage: Eukaryota; Fungi; Mucoromycota; Mucoromycetes; Mucorales; Lichtheimiaceae. Gene Ontology annotation, molecular function: ATP binding; ATP hydrolysis activity. The transcript is spliced from 7 exons. Bases 1 to 1671 code for a protein of 556 amino acids.
AUGUUUCUCUUUCAACCUUUAUAUUUUCGCACGUUCUUUGACACAGCAGCAAGCCUAUUGGAAACGCUGACAGAUGACAGCUUUUGGAUAUCUCUUGUUGGCGAACGUGUCUUCUCAUUGGUGAAGCGCUACUCGGGGAACGAUGCCAUCCUCGUUGGCAUUUUCCUCAGCUUAGGACCUACAUUGCUCUCCAUCUUACAAGGAUGCUAUUGGACCAUCAAGAAUACCUUGGAUACCUGGCUCUAUGUAUCGGUUGAGAUCGUGGAAGAAGAAACCAUAUUUAACCCCGUUCAAGAAUUUGUCAAGAAACGAUACCGAACAAUACAAGAAUACAAGAAUGUUUCAGGUGUUACAACUUACCGAACCAUACGACGCAACAAUCGAGAUUACGACGAAGAAAGGUCACGUCUUGGGCUUGUGCCUAAAUUGGGAACAACGAGCAAGAUCAUAUACAAGGGACAUACAUUGUGGAUCCAUCGGUACGCUAUGUCAUCAAUGGAUCGAACCACAAGCAAACGAUCCAUGAGUCGACAAAGCCGUGAGAUCCUUGAUGCAUUGAGCGAAUCAAAUCUUGUACUUGUGAUAAAGAUGCGCAGCCGCAACCUUAAGCUUUUACAAGACAUCAUACAAGAAUGGGUCGAUGAGUAUUAUGAUGAGCGGGAUAGCGAGUUGAUUGUGUACAAGUGUAUGGGUGAAUUCUGGCAACGACACUGGGGUGAAUUGUGCUCCAAGCAGGUGCGACGUUUCGAAUCCGUGGUGCUUAAAGAAACCCAAAAAGAGGAGCUGCUCAACGACUUGCUUGCAUUCCGCACACAAAAGGAGUGGUACACUGAAACAGGAAUCCCCUAUCGACGUGGAUACCUUCUUUAUGGGCCACCUGGUACUGGCAAAACAUCCUUUAUCCAAUCACUUGCCAGCAAAAUGCAUAUGAAUGUGGCUCUCAUUAGCCUUACCACGCCCAUGGAUGAUGACACUUUUACACAAAUGCUGAUCACGGCACCCAAAAACUGCUUUAUCGUGAUGGAGGAUAUCGACCAUUGUAUAAUCGAUGAUGGCGACGGCAGCGAAAAGCAUCAUGGUAGUCGACGUGUUACUGCAAGUGGUCUACUCAACGCCCUUGAUGGUGUUUAUUCGGCUGAAGGAUCAGUGCUAUUUCUCACAUGCAACGACAUUACGCGUGUGGUACCUGCAUUGUUACGACCAGGAAGGGUUGAUUUCAAGAUGGAGUUGGGUUAUGCCGAUAAGUAUCAAAUCGAAGCUAUGUUUUGGCGAUUCUUUGGUGACCCUGGAUCGAAAAAGGACCAAAGACUGAUACCUUUUGUUAACAAGUUAUUGGCGUGCCUUCCAUCUGAUUACCUUACACCAGCCGAACUACAAAGCUUUUUCAUGAUUCAUGCCAUGGCCUUACGAGCGGGAAAAGCAGCAAUGAUCAGGACCGGUAUUCAAUUGCCAAACGGUAACGCCAAAGCCCACGAGGAUGUCGAUCCUAUCAUGCAUGAUACCGAUAGCAUCAGCAGUGCUAGCAGCAUACGACGACACCAGCUCAAGGCUGCCACAUUGGAACAUCUCAUAUCAACCACGCCCACUUUUUUGGAGAAGGUCAAGUACGAUAGAGAGCAGGCACACAAACAUGAGCAAUCUAAGAAGGAAAAAGGAAAAGACAAGGCCUAG